AUGGACAUCUUCAACUGUGCCAGAUGUAACGAAACAGUCGCAAAACAGGAGACUCAAUAUCAUCUUGAAGUGUGCAGUCACUCGCUUUUCAAAUGCACCAGCUGCAAACAACAAAUCGCUUUUCGUGAAAUCAGAGCUCACAUGUGCCACAUUCCAACAGUUGUCAUUACAAUCAAUGAAGAGGGAGGUGAGCAGGUCGAGAUGGGGCACAUGUCCUCCCGAGCUCCGAGACCAGCAGAGCAAGAGAUCAGGAACAGGAGACCACAAUUGGAAAGAGGGAAUAGUCAAGGGCGAGAUGAGGCAACGAUUGAAGAAGAACAAGCGAGGCGAGAAGAAGUGAGGCAAGAAGAAGCGAGGCAAGAAGAAGCGAGGCAAGAAGAAGCGAGGCGAGAAGAAGCGAGAAGAGAGGGAGAAGCGAGGAGAGAAGCAUCGAGAAAGGAACAAGAGAGACAAGAAAAAGAACGACUGGCGAAGGCGAGAGAUUUCAAUUUCAAUGACUUCACGCCGUCUUUCUUGACCGUUAUUAUGCUUUGGGGAACUGGAUGCGUUUCACAAGCCAAGGACACCAUGACCUCGGAGCAAGGCAAAUACUACAUGGAGUGGCUGACUAUCGUCUGGGCGAUUCUCGUCUGCUUCUCAGUUUCCGUACCUCGAUGCUUCUUUUCGCCGAAUCCCCGAUCUACUUCUCGAUGGGGGCGCCGAAUGUCUUCUCUGCUCAAUCAAUCUUCCCGUCUUUCGUUUGUGACGACUCUCGCUGGAAUCAUUGUUUCCCCUCUUCCUUCAAUGCUGAAAGUAACGAGAAUGGAUGGUCUGUUGGCAAAGUUGGAGUACGGUGGAUGGUUUCCGUUCGGUGUCUAUAUUCUCUUCUUCUUUGUGAUCUUCUACGAGCUUAACAAACGAGACAAAGAAUACGUCAACGCGUCAUCAAGUUCACAAGUUACACCAGCGCCACAAAGCGAGCCCUGA
Molecule: messenger RNA, 966 nt
Organism: Caenorhabditis remanei
Lineage: Eukaryota; Metazoa; Nematoda; Chromadorea; Rhabditida; Rhabditidae
Exons: 7
Coding region: 1-966 (321 amino acids)
Source: RefSeq, a predicted model, not a curated record